Priceomyces carsonii is the source of this 2007-nucleotide messenger RNA. It is a transcript of the gene MRE11, whose product is annotated as MRX complex nuclease subunit. The coding region runs from base 1 to 2007 and encodes 668 amino acids. Gene Ontology annotation, cellular component: Mre11 complex; nucleus; site of double-strand break. Lineage: Eukaryota; Fungi; Ascomycota; Pichiomycetes; Serinales; Debaryomycetaceae. The transcript has a single exon. Gene Ontology annotation, biological process: mitotic intra-S DNA damage checkpoint signaling; mitochondrial double-strand break repair via homologous recombination; meiotic DNA double-strand break formation. Gene Ontology annotation, molecular function: manganese ion binding; 3'-5'-DNA exonuclease activity; single-stranded DNA endonuclease activity. The record is from RefSeq and is a predicted model, not a curated record.
AUGCCUCCAAUAUCAGAUAUUAAGGAUGGUCCCAAUACUAUAAGCAUACUAUUGACUACUGAUAAUCAUGUCGGCUAUAAAGAGAAUGAUCCUAUCAUAGGAGAUGAUUCUUGGAAGACGUUUCACGAGAUUACAGAAAUUGCAAAGGAAAGAGAUGUAGACAUGAUUAUUCAAGGUGGGGACUUAUUUCAUAUUAAUAAACCUUCCAAAAAGUCUUUAUUUGAAGUGAUCAAAUCCUUGCGUCUCAAUUGUUUAGGAGAACGCCCAUGCGAGUUGGAGAUGCUAAGUGAUCCCAAGAUAGGAUUGAGCAAUACAUUGGACACCGUAAACUAUGAGGACCCUAAUAUAAAUGUCUCAAUUCCAGUCUUUGCUAUUAGUGGAAACCAUGACGAUGCCACUGGUGAAGGCUUUCUUCUGCCUUUAGACAUAUUAUCCAUGUCAGGUCUUAUCAAUCAUUUUGGUAGAAUAGAGAAUAAUGAAGAUAUAACAGUUUCACCUUUGUUGUUUCAAAAAGGAACUACACGAUUUGCUCUUUAUGGAAUGGAUAAUGUGAGGGAUGAAAGGCUUCAUAGGAUCUUUCGUGACGGCUUGGUGAAAUUUCUUCGCCCUAAUAUUGAUACCGAUAAAUGGUUUAAUAUGUUAUGCUUUCACCAAAACCACGCUGAGCAUUCGAGAACUUCACACAUUCCGGAACUGUUCUUACCACAGUUUUUAAAUCUUAUUUUAUGGGGUCACGAACAUGAAUGCAUUCCUCAUCCAGUUUUUAACCCAGAGACAGGAUUUGAUGUAUUGCAAGCGGGAUCUUCCAUUGCUACAUCCUUGAGUGAAGGCGAAGUUGCGGAUAAACAUGUAUUCAUAUUGCGAAUACAAAAUCUUAGCUAUUCCAUGGAGCCUAUAAGGUUAAAAAGUGUGCGGCCGUUCUUAAUGGAAGAGGUGUCUUUACUGAAGACAGGGUUUUUUCCUGGAGAGGCUUCAAAAGCAGACGUAACAGAAUAUCUUGCAAACAAGGUUGAAGAUUUAGUGCACAAGUCGGCUAAAAACUUUCAAGAAUCUAUGAAUAUUUCUUUGAAACCACCACUUCCUUUAAUCAGGUUGAGAGUUGAAUAUUCUGGAGGAUACGAAUUAGAGAACGCAACUAGAUUUUCAAAUAGGUUUGUCAAUAAAAUCGCAAAUGUCAAUGAUGUUGUCCAGUUCUACUUAAGAAGGGGUCGCGAGAAAACGCUUCACCUCGAACCCUCUAGGUUUCAUGAUACAGACAUCGUUGGAGAUCAAAGAAAAGAUUCCGACCAGAUUUUACAGGAUUUGAUUAAAGAGUUCCUUAGCCAGACGAGUCUCACAUUAAUCCCGGAACAGGGUAUUAUGCAUGCUGUUGAAAAAUUUGUAGACAACGAUGACAAACAUAUAUUGGAUCACUACAUAAAGAAUGAAAUAGAAAAGGAAACAAGAAUGCUUUUGGAACUUGAUAUUGGUGAUAGAGAUAUUCUUGAGCUGAGUGAUCACAAUGCGAAGAAUGCUUUUAAACAAAUUCUAACUCAAGUGAAACAAGAAAACAAUGUGAAAGAUAACGAUCCUUUACAGACUCUGGCACCACGCGACAUAACUAAAAAGCGCAAGGCACCUAUCAGCGAGCUAGUUGUAGAAAAUAGCGACUCCGACAAUAACGAUAAAGACUGGACUAACGAAGCAAAUACUGAGAUUCAAAGUACUUCUAGAAAUCUUCGAAACUCGGGCCACUUGCUGCCUCCUCCCAAAAGAAACGAAGAUGUAAUAAGUGAUCUGGAUUCAUUAGAGAUUAUAUCUGAUAAUGAACACGAUCAUGGCCGUACUAAAGGACAUAAAAAGAAGCUAGAGUCGAAGAAGCUGGAGUCGAAGAAGCUGGAAUCGAAGAAGCUGGAGCCAAAGAAACCAAGGAGCAAAAAAGAACCAAGAAUGAACAAUACAAAAAAAAAUAAAAAAGGAGGUCAAGAAAGUUUAUUGGAUAGUAUUAUGACUAUGAAGGGUACGUAA